This is a messenger RNA of Hemicordylus capensis (graceful crag lizard), 2508 nucleotides long. RefSeq names its product vomeronasal type-2 receptor 26-like. The coding region runs from base 1 to 2508 and encodes 835 amino acids. Gene Ontology annotation, cellular component: membrane. The record is from RefSeq and is a predicted model, not a curated record. Lineage: Eukaryota; Metazoa; Chordata; Lepidosauria; Squamata; Cordylidae. The transcript has 6 exons. Gene Ontology annotation, molecular function: G protein-coupled receptor activity. Gene Ontology annotation, biological process: G protein-coupled receptor signaling pathway.
AUGGAGGAGGACAAUCUCCCCUUCUUUCUGCAUCUUCCUGCAUCUCCUCAGAAAAUGUCUCUGAAGCUCAAGGACAUUUUUUCCUGGUGGCACAGUUCAGUACCGAAAAACUACCAGCAUGUCCUCUCUUUGAUAUUUGCUAUAAAGGAGAUUAAGGAGAACCCCAAGAUCUUACCAAAUGUCAGCCUGGGCUUCCAAAUUUAUGACAGUUACAUAAAUGCAAGGAUAACUCAUCAAAACACUUUGAAGCUGCUUUCCAGUUGGGGAAGGAUUGUCCCUAACUUCAAAUGUGACAAGGAAAAGAAUCUGAUUGCCGUCAUUGGAGGACGUACCUCUGAAAUCUCACUUUAUGCUGCUACUAUCUUGGGCAUAUACAAGAUUCCACAGAUUGCUUAUUGCAUCUUCAUUCCAGUGGUGAAUGCUAAAGUCCAGCUUCCUUCAUUUUACAGAAUGGUCCCCAAUGAAGAACAUCAGUACAUAGGGAUUGUCCAGCUACUUCUGCAUUUCCAUUGGACAUGGAUUGGGAUCAUAAUAUCAGAUGAUGAAAAUGGAGAUAUGUUUGCACAGACAUUGAUGCCGUUGCUUUCCCAGAAUAGAAUCUGUACAGCUAUCACAGAAAAAAUACCAGCCAUAUUCCAAGCUGUGGAAAUGCUGAGGUCAUUAGAACCUCUUGGUGGCAAGGCUAAUUCAUUAACCAGUUCCAGAGCUCAAGUAUAUGUUCUAAAUGCUAGACCUCAGACUGUGGCAUGUUUGAUAUGGUUGAUCUAUCUCUUUGAGAUAUUAGAAGGUGUUAGGAAGCUUUCUAUAGGUAAAGUGUGGAUCAUGACGGCACAUUGGGAUUUCUCAAUCCAAACAAUGCACAGGGCUUUUGAUAUACAAGCCUUUGAUGGUGCCCUGUCUUUUGCAAUUCACACCAGUGAAGUGCUGGGCUUUCCACAAUUCCUUCAAAGCCUACAUCCUAGACUACAACAAGGAGAUGACUUUUUCAGGGCCUUCUGGGAAAAGGCAUUCAGCUGCUCAUUUUCUGAUUCUAAUGAAGACAUGGAGAGUACUGAUACUUGUACUGGCCAAGAGAGACUGGAGAGUCUUUCUGGGACACUAUUUGAAAUGAGCAUGACUGGCCAGAGUUACAGCAUCUACAACGCAGUUCAUACCAUAGCUCAAACUUUACAUAAGAUAUACACAUCCAAGCCAAGGCUUAGAAAGUUGGUUGAGAGAGGUAGUGUGGACCGUCCUAAUCUGCAACCUUGGCAGCUCCAUCUUUUCCUGAAGAGCAUCUCAUUUAACAACAGUGCCGGGGACACGGUUUCUUUUGACAAGAAUGGUGAAUUAGCAGCUGGGUUUGAUAUUAUCAACUGGGUUACUUUUCCAAACCAAUCCUUCUCAAGAGUCAUAGUAGGAAGAAUGCAUCCCGAGGAACCACAGGCUCCGGAGUUCAGCAUUAAUGAGGAAGCCAUCACCUGGCACAACUGGUUUAAUCAGGUGCUGCCCCGGGCUGUAUGUAAUGACCACUGUCAUCCAGGGUACAGCAGAAAAAAGAAGGCAAGGGAGCAAUUUUGUUGCUACGAUUGUGCUCCAUGUCCCGAUGCGAAGAUUUCAGAUCAGAACGAUAUGAAUGAUUGUUUCCAAUGCUUUGAAGAUCAGUUUCCAAACAAGGACAAAGAUCAAUGUCUUCCCAAGGGCUUGAAUUUCCUUUCCUUCACAGAACCUUUGGGCAUCACUUUAGUUGUCUUAGCUCUUUCCUUUUCUGUAAUCACAGCUUUAGUGCUAGGAAUUUUCAUGAAAAACCAAAACACUCCCAUCAUCAAAGCAAACAAUCGGGACCUCACCUACUCUCUGCUCAUCUCUCUGUUGCUCUGCUUCUUUUGCUCAUUGCUAUUCAUUGGCCAGCCUCAAACACUAACCUGCUACUUACGACAAACUGCUUUUGGCAUCAUUUUCUCAGUAGCGGUUUCGCGUGUGCUGGCUAAAACCAUCACUGUGGUUCUUGCUUUCAUGGCCACCAAACCAGGAUCCAAGAUGAGGAAAUGGGUGGGGAAAAGACUGGCAACUUCUAUAAUUCUAGGUUGUUCCCUCAUUCAGGCCAGCAUUUGUGCUAUAUGGCUAUCCACUGCUCCUCCAUUCCCAAAUGUUGACACACACUCUCUGGCUGAAGAAAUCAUACUGGAAUGCAAUGAAGGCUCAGUCCCUAUGUUCUAUUGUGUCCUGGGCUAUCUGGGAUUUUUGGCUAUUGUCAGCUUCACUGUGGCUUUCCUAGCCAGGAAGUUGCCAGACACUUUCAAUGAAGCCAGGUUCAUCACAUUCAGCAUGACGGUGUUUUGCAGUGUUUGGUUGUCCUUUGUUCCAUCAUACCUGAGCACAAAAGGCAAAUUCAUGGUGGCUGUUGAAAUCUUCUGCAUCUUGGCCUCUAAUGCUGGUUUACUAUUUUGUAUUUUUUCCCCCAAAUGCUACAUAAUUAUCCUAAGGCCUCAGCUGAACACCAAGGAUCUACUAAUUAGGAAAAAUUAG